Molecule: messenger RNA, 2460 nt
Organism: Chara braunii
Lineage: Eukaryota; Viridiplantae; Streptophyta; Charophyceae; Charales; Characeae
Source: the annotation of a GenBank genome assembly
CGGCUCACAUGGAACGGAUGGAGCAGAUAAUGAGCCGGCUCAUUAAGCCUAACCCGGCUCCUGCCCGACCUACCCCUGCACCGUUUCCGCUCUUACCUGCUCCACCUGCUCCAGGAUUCGCCCCUCAGUUUCCCCAUCUAGCUAAUCCGGUAGGAAAGAUCGAGUGUUUCAACUGCAAACAGCCCGGGCAUUUUGCCCGAGACUGUCCGCAGCCGAAACGUAAUCAGCCUCCCCCUGCUGCGGCCCCCGUCGCCCUUAAUCAAGGACGAAUGGCCGCUCUGAUGGACACGGACCCGGGAAGAGAAUUCGUGGCAUACGCCCCGGAGCAGCCUUCCCCUUUGACGACAAUGGCGUCGACAUCAGGAGCUUCUUCCUCUGACGCUGCUGACGUGGUCGAUCCCCUCGAGUAUCUCCAUCUUGCCGGAAUGAUCGGAGCGAUCCGAUCAGCCCAAGGCGAUCUCGAAUGGGUCGAUCGCGACUCCAAUCCUGGACCACAGUUUCGGACAGGGGAUAUUGAUGUACUGAAAACGCUCAAGCAAUUAGAUAUUCGCGUUCCUAUCCCAGUAGGACAUCUGCUCACCAUAUCUGAAGUAGCGAACGACAAACUUUUACAACACUGCCAGAAAAAUCAAAAGCGCUUCACCUAUCAGCGCAUACAACGGAUGAUGAAGAAGAAGGAGGAAGGUGAGGAAGUUGCGCCUCUUGAGCUAGACACAAAAGAACCUGAACCCGAAGCCGCACGUAUAGCAGCGAUCUCGUUAGCAGAAAAGGACCACUUCGUACGAGCUCGACCGGUACUAUGGAAAAGUGCGGAAUAUGACUGUGAAAUUUGGGGUAAGCCGUUUAACGCCCUUAUCGACACAGGGUCUUCUGCAGUGGCCAUAUCGUUACAUACUGUCAAAAAGACGGGACAACUUGGAUCCCUUCUUCCCCAAUCUAGCAAAGACAACUAUGUCUCUUCCGACGAGGAAGAAAUGAACAUCGUAGGCGUUAUCGAGAACGUAGUUGUAAAAGUGGGACGAGUACACGUCCUUGUUAACGCGCUUGUAAUAGAUUGGAUUCGAUGUCCGAUGGGUAUCUGCAACGCCCCUGCGACUUUCCUGCGGGCCAUGAACAUGGCUUUUCAGAACUUUGUACGGAAGGCUCGUUUGGCGCAGAGCAUCAUCAACUACUGUGUGAUUGUAUACAUGGAUGACAUCUUGGUGUAUUCAAGUUCCUACGAGGGACACGUGCAGCACAUCGAAUGGGCACUGCACGCGUUACGAGAUGCAGGUUUUAAGGUGGCGCUCGAGAAGUGUCAGUUUUUCCUCACCACCAUUUUCUUCCUGGGGCACGUGGUGACAGACAAGGGACUCCAACCGGAGCCGCAGAAAGUGGCAGCUGUCAGGGACGCGCCUGUGCCUACCACUAUCACGCAAGUUCGCGCCUUUCUGGGCCUAGUCUCGUAUUACCGAAGAUUUAUCAAGGGCUUCACGGCGAUUGCGGGACCUCUCACAAAUCUGUUGCGCAAGGAUCAGCCGUUGAUCUUGACGCCGGAAUGCGAUCAAGCGUUUUCCAAACUCAAGGCUGCUCUCGUUUCGGCUCCGGUCCUUAUAAGACCGGAUCCCGAAAAACCUUUUGUUCUCAUCACUGACUGGCAGCCAGAGGUGAUUUCAGCGAUUCUUGCUCAGUUGAUUGCGCAGGAGCUCAUCACACCGAUCGUGCAAUUGGUGGACGAUCUCUCGCCCGACAUCUACUUUCAGAGCGACAAGAGUCCUGCUCCGUACAUUUUCGAGCGAUUCUUGAAUCCGUACCUUCAGUGGACUUCGUGCUUGGAGGAACCUAGGGACGAGGAUACGCUACCAUCGCGGCAGGAGUAUCUGAAGUCGUACGAGAUCAUCCCUUACGCCUUCUACCCGAGGGCAGAGGAAGUGGUGAUUGACGACGAUGACGAAGAAGAAGAAGACGACGAGGAGGCAUCGAAGGAGGGAAGCUAUAGUGAACAUAGCGAGGGCGAGCUGAGUGAGAAGGAAGAGGAAGGAGGAGGAACCGGGUCCGAGUGGGAAGUCCCGCCGGAAGAAGCGAUGCGCACGGGAACGGAAGCGGAAGAUCCGGAAGCGGUGAGGAAGCGCGAAGAAAUUACCGCCGGGAAGCGCCAGCUGGCCUUCGCUAGCGAGGCUAGCCUGCGCAUCGGUAGCAAUCCAACCAGGGAUCCGGAGCCGUCGAGGCCCGAAGAUGGCGACCUUGCAGCCGCCACCUCAAGUACCACACGACGGAGACGGCACCGAUCCCCCUCCUCCUCCAGCCCCACCCGUUCCCCAAUUCGCCCACGUACCAAUGCGGGCGAUAGGCCUUCGACCUCGGACGCUGACCCGCCGACCCCUUGAUUUUCUCACCCUCGAGCAGAUCCGUACCCCCGUCACCUUCCCUUCCCAUCCUUUCCAUCCCCAUCUCUUCCGCGACUUCUAUUCUACCCGUCUA